This is a messenger RNA of Helobdella robusta, 780 nucleotides long. RefSeq lists its product as hypothetical. The transcript has 7 exons. Bases 1 to 780 code for a protein of 259 amino acids. Gene Ontology annotation, cellular component: plasma membrane. NCBI's taxonomy places the organism in Eukaryota, Metazoa, Annelida, Clitellata, Rhynchobdellida, Glossiphoniidae. The record is from RefSeq and is a predicted model, not a curated record.
AUGCCGCCUGCAAGCUGUCGGACGAAGUGCCGUGUCAGUCAGGAUUCGUGCGGCGGGAGCAAAUUUUAUUCCGUAUAUGCCAAAGCCGUCUUCAACCAAUCGUACGUCGGUUGCUUCAAAAUUGUCGAAAUGGAUUACAAAGGAUAUCGCGUCAGCUUAGACGACUGCCUGGACUCUUGCCGCAAGAAAGGAUAUUCACUCUACAGCUCCCGAGUCGUGCCCACUGGAGCUACGGAGUGCAGAUGCGGAAACAAGUUUAUUCUGGCCAGUCAAGCUUACAAAGAUCAGUGUACUAUUGAAGAGUACAACUACAGUGUGGUUAAAACCAUUUAUUCCGAAGUAGACUUGUACGAGGACUUGAAAACUUUUAAAUACUGUUUGAAUGACUACCAGUCCUCUGGCGAAACUUACUGCUCGAAGUCGCAAACGUGCAUACAAGGCUGGAUGGGCGAAUUCUGCAAUUUCCGAAACUGCAAAGUAAGGAAUGGCCAGUGCAAAGGCAAUACCAUAUGCGUCGUCUCGCUGGUCAACAAGAUGAAUCACUCAGCUUGCCUUUGCCCGGAUGGAAUGGUCAGAAGCAAGGCAUACAACUGCGUCGUCUCAACGACAGGUGAGAACUUUCCGAUGAGACUCGCCUCCAUGGUAGUGGGCAUUAUUUUUGCCUUUCUCAUGCUUAGCCUUGGAGUCAUUUUUCUUAUAGCUAGGAAAUAUCUGAAACCAAAAGAGAUACAAGUGGGCGAUGUAUCCAAUGAGUUGUCUGCCAAAACUUCUCCUGUUUGA